UGAGAGGAAAGAGAGAGAGAGAGAGAGAGAGAGAGAGAGCUGCUGGAAAGCCAUAAUGGUCUCUGGCGCGUGCAGCGGUGCUGAUCUGCACACUUUAUGUCACCGAGCAGCUCUGCCUUCCUCCCUCUACACACAUACACACAUGUACUUGUCAUCAGCACUGCUCUAGCGCAGCCUAAGAGGAUCCGUCUUGUGGAUUACUGCUGGACCGUCUGUCUUCUGUGCCGACAGACUGCACACUUGAUCCAGAUUUUCUCUUUGGAAAAGCGUUUCAGCUCAUUGCUCUACGCUGGAUUACAUUACACUUCAGAUCUGCAUAAGGAAGAAGGGAGGACGAGAACGAUAAAAAGAGGUGGUGGCUCAUCACCAGUUGCCUUUUCUCUGCCUUAAGGCAACUGGCUUUUUCCUUCUACAUAAAGGAAUACACCCUGGACCUGGGUUUGUCAGGGCUUGAUGGAAUAUGGAUACAUCUCACACACCUUGUCCAUUCACUUGUAAACCAUGACUGGGGUUCAAUGACAAUCUUGCUAUAAACAUCAUCGUUCAUUCUCACUCAGUGCAUCAUAUCAUGCUUUUCAUACGACUCUCUGUUGCACGAACUCUGUUACAUGAACUGUGUAUUUGAUGCUGUACACACCCAAGGAGUCAGUUCUAAAUCUGUAGAGCCAUAAAGAGACAGGGAGUGAAAGAGAUAGAGAGGAAGAGUGUGUAAGAGGGAGUCAGUGGGGGAAGCAGUGGGGGACUGCUUCAGACGUGCUCUGACAGGUGUAGUCACUCAUCCAGUCUCUGGGAUGCACACUCCGCAGUUAGUGAGAAGGGGACAAGAUGUGAUUGCUGAUUGACAGGGAUCCGUGUUUAAGAGAGUCAGAGUGUGGAACAGGAACGGCAUCCCAUAGUCUUAGUUGAAAAUGAGACAAUUUUAAAUCACUUGAUUGCCACAUUUAGAGAUGCUUCAUGAAAUAUGCUUCUGAAACAUUAAUAUGUGUUCUUAUUUCAAGAGAAAUGUCUGGAAAUUUGCAUGGGAUAAGUAAAGCAAAGGAGCUAAACUCAACAGGUCAAGUGCUAUUCCAGUGAAAGGUUGCAGGACGUCAGUCACACACAAUGGCAAAAUGAAUCCAAGACUGCAGUUACUUCAGCUGGGAAUUCUGACAUCUACUUGGUAAACACAGCAUAUAUUACAGACAGUAUUCAUAUCUUUAACUAAACAGAUUAUGAAGUGCGAGUAAAUGCAGAAGGGAUUUAAUAUGGACGUGAACAAAAUAAAUAACCAACAUCAAAGUUUCUUGAAGCGUAUUGUUAAAUGAUAAGGGUUUGCCUCAAGGACUUCAUUUCAUUUCCCAGUAUUCAAUCAUUUACAUUGCUAUGUUGACAGAAAGAGACAAUCAAUCAUGAUAUAAUGGCAUUAGCACAUAUCUACUACACAACCACUGUGUUUUGGAGUGCCUAGAUUUAACCAAUACACCAAACCACAAACCAUCGCUUCCAUCCAUCCUUCCUGCCGAGUUCUUUUACAAGAGACUUGAAUUUCUCCCUCCUGGACUUUUCUGAAGGCAUUCUCUAAUCCUGCCUCGCAGUGGAAUUCUGACUGAAGCAGAGGAACAGGCUGAGAACAGAACUUCAUAGGCUUUUCAUGGAAAGCAGACUUUUAGCCUGUAGGGAGGGAUCUCCAGAACUCAACUAAAGCCCUUGGUCCUUUUCAUAGCAAAGAAUCAGAGGGAAAAAAAACAAAACUCGACUCAAACCAAGAUGGGUUGUAACAUGUGUGUAGUAAACCGGCCUGAGGAGCAGUACAGGAUUAUGUUCCAGAAGGGCAACAUGAUGCGUCCCAUUGAUGCUGAAAUAAAGCUUAAAGGUAGAAGAACAUCUCACCUAUCCCAAGAUAAGGAUGGCCAUUCCCAUGAUCCUCUGUUGCUUCAAGUGGUCCGGAAGGGACACAGGAGGAAAGCAGGAACUGCCACAGGAAGUGCCAGACUUAUGGCCAUCACAGACUGUGUGGACAACUCCACGCAAACAGACAUCAGCUUUCAGAACUUUCUGGGUGCUGGUCGAGGGAACUACACUGGCUGCAGCUCUCCGAAGCCUCCUCCAUCUCCUCCACUGCCCCCAAUGGUGGAGUCAUACCUGCUGAAUGACCUCACUCUGGAGCAUGACUCUGCUGAUCCCAAUGACUACCUUGAUGCUGCUAACCAUGAAGUAGAUCGACAAGAAGAGCUGGAAUAUGAGGAAGUGGAGCUUUAUAAGUCCAGUCAGCAGGACAAGCUUGGCUUGACCGUGUGCUACCGCACUGAUGAUGAGGAGGACCAGGGUAUCUACGUAGGGGAGGUCAAUCCCAACAGUAUAGCUGCUAAAGAUGGACGCAUUCGAAAGGGUGACAGAAUACUGCAGAUAAAUGGAGUUGACGUCCAGAAUAGAGAAGAAGCAGUGGCCAUCCUUACCCGAGAAGAUAGCACAAAUUUUUCACUGCUACUGGCCAGACCAGAGAUGGAGAUGGAGACUCAAAUGGACCCUGAGGACCUAGAUUUUGAGCUACCAGUAGGCAUGAGCGUGGACACUCUAAACAGCUCUCACUUAUCCAAUCUAUACCAUCAUCGGCAGCAAAGAGGCCAGAUGGGCAUUCAUGAGGUCCCACUAAACAGUGAAACACCCUUGCUAAGUCUGGCCACCCUCAACAACAGCCAGGAGCUGGACAGUGGAGUGGGCCGGACAGAUGAGAGCACCAAGAAUGAGGAAUCAUCCGAGCACGAUAUACUCCUUGGCGACGAGCAGACCAGUGCCUCCAAUACCAACACCACUAAUACACCACACAGCCUCCGGAAGUUCAGGCCUGGCAGGGGCAGUGGAGGUGGAGGGGAUACUCCAUCACCAUUACUCCAUAUCAGAGAACUCCACUUCAGCACAGACUCUCUGGAUUGUGGUGGUGCAGGGGGAGGAUACAUCCAUGACCCAGUGAGUGCGAUGAUGAUGCCCGGCUUGACUGAAGAAGAGUGCGAGAGGUACCGAGAGCUGCUAGAGAUCAAGUGUCGUUAUGAAAGAAAUAUGAAGGAUGGCAAUGCAGAGAAAAGUGCUGAGGAAGGAAGGACGAGGGAAGGAGAAGCGGAGGAUGAGGAGGAAGAAAAGAAAGAGGUGUCUUUGGAUGAAAAUUCUAAUGAGAGCCUGACUCCACAUGAGAUGGCACUCUUGGAGGAGGAGCUACGGCACCUUGAAUUCAAGUGUCGGAACAUUCUUCGGGCACAGAAGAUGCAGCAGCUACGAGAGCGCUGCCUGAAGGCAUGGCUGCUGGAGGAGGAGGCGUCAGCGAGGGGGUCUACUGACCUACAAGGGUCCCCACACCACGAGUUGUCAGAUAUCAAAGAACUCCCUGAGAGAGAGCGAUCAGAAAAGGACACCAGCAGUGCUUACAACACUGGAGGAGAAAGCUGCAGGAGCACACCUUUGGUGAGUGAUCACGUCUCUCCUGUCGCUCAGAUAGAGUCCGGUUCUCCUCUGCAGGUAAGGCACAGAGACCGACCCAGCUGGAGUGAGAGGGGUCGUGGCACUCUCAAUUAUUCACCUAGUAGCUACAAGAAGUUCCACAUGAACACCAAUAUCAACCAGAAGUUCCACUCUUUGUCUCGGGAAGGGACCACUCGUUCAUUAGCAGAUGGUGGUACACAAGGCAGGACCUCGAGAGCCAACAGCAUUCAUGAAAGAACUGGAGGCCAUAGUGCUGAAUCUAGUCCUUACUUUACCAGACGACAUCACUCUAACCGCCCUAAACCUGAGCGCUACCAGAGCUGCAUGCAGCUAGGCUCCUCAUUCACAGAGACCCCUAUGGAGAGAACUGUGGAAGGGGAGAGUGAGGCUCCAGUUGGCAGUAGUGGCCGGGCAAGCCCUAUGAGUUUAGCAACCAGCACUUUUAGCCCCAUGCUUCACACCAGCCCAGCAAAACAUUCCUUGGAUUUGCCUCUGCCGCUUCCACCUGCCUCACCACGCAUGGAGUGGAAGGUGAAGAUCCGUAGUGACGGCACACGCUAUGUAGUAAAACGACCUGUCCGUGAUCGCCUGCUGAAGGCCCGCGCCAUGAAGAUCUGUGAGGAGCGGAGCGGCAUGACCACUGAUGAUGAUGCUGUAAGUGAAAUGAAAAUGGGACGGUAUUGGAGCAAAGAGGAGCGCAAGCAACAGUUGCUGAGGGCCCGCGAGCAACGUCGACGACGUGAAUUUAUGAUGCAAUGUCGACUAGAUUAUCUCCAUAAUCGGGGCCAAGACCCAGGGAAGGAUGGACAACAGGAGUCAGGUCAGGCCCCUACCUCCAUUCUAGAGAUAAGCCAAAAGAAGAGUUCAAAGAAGCGCAACCGUCGCAUCUUGGACAACUGGAUCACCAUCCAAGAGCUGCUGGCUCAUGGUUCUCGCUCUCCAGAUGGGACAAGAGUCUACAACCCUCUUCUGUCUGUCACUACUGUCUAAGAGAAAAGCACAGAAAAAGCUUGAACGCACUCACACAAUUCUCUGUAGCACAUCACCAUGACAUAAAAGCAGCAGCAUAGUAACAAGCACAAUUUUUUACUCUGGCAGUAUUGAUCUCAACCAUGCUCAAAAACUUUGAUUGGGGGUCAAUAUUUUCCUAACAUGUAGAUGCUCUGGUUUUAACAUCUAGCAGGCUGGCUAAAUUAGACAUACUUAAUGACUUAAUCUCAAACAUAAAGGCUUAUGCUUUGCUUGCGUUAGUGAAUGGUAAAGACAGGCCAAGAGUUACAACCAUUACCUAUAAGCAAAUAAAAUAUGCUUAGCCAAUAGUCUGGAUCAUGUCUUAAGGAAAUGCUUUUAGGAAACUACCAAAACCCACUAAAUAUUCGACCUCAGCAACAGUUAAAACAUUUAUGAAAAUAUGCUUUAUUUAAGCAUGUUAAAGAUGAUACAACGUGACUUAUUUUGAGCUGUCUUGGUGCUACUUGCUAAGCUAAUUUAAGUAAGUUUUAAGCAUCAACUUAAAACAUGUAGUAGUGUAUAUACCACACAUAUAUAGCAUUGGAUAUGCUGGAAAACAGCUUAGCUAAUUUUAUUACCCAUGAGAACUUCAUUUAAAACGAGUGCUUGCAUCAACUAAAAAUCUGUUUGUUAGGUUCUUAUUUAUAUCUAAUGGUUUGAGAGAAUCUAGAUUCUAGGCACAUUAGUCAGCUCAAGAAAGUCUCAUCAGGUGCUCCUAAAAGCACUUUUUUCAAACGUUGCAAGCUUUUGAAUGGCUUCAUCCAAAAGUUAAUGAGUCUUUAUUGGUCACAUAUACAUUAGAGCACAGUGAAAUUCUUUUUUUCACAUACCCUAGCAUGUUAGGGUCAGAGAUGAUACAGCAUCACUGGAGCGGAGAGGGUUAAGAGCCCUGCUCAAGGGCCCAACAGUGGCAGCUGGUAGUGCUGGGGCUUGAACCCCUGACCUUCUGAUCAGUAACCCAGAGCCUUAACCACUAAACCACCACUGUCCCUAGUCUGGAUCGUGUCUUAAGGAAAUGCUUUUAGGAAAUAUUAGACCCCAGCACACAUUUUAUCACAGCACAAUGAAUACCCAGGCACAGAACCAGUACGUGUGUGUAGUCUACAUAUUAUAUACGCUCACUGCAUCAACUGCGAAGACAAUGUACAUUCUGGAACUAAACAAAUGUUUUGACAAAUUUAAAGCAAAUGCUGUUACAAUAGAAAACUGCAGUAAAGCACACAGCAAGACGGAUCUAAAUUCACUCCAUGUUUCAUGUCAUUAUCCAAACCAAUCCAAAAUGGGGCUCCUUAAUACUGUAACUGCAGAAUCCUGUAACGGUUAUUUAAUGGUUACUCAGUGCUGAUACAAUCAUAAUUAAAUCUCAUUUUAAGCACAGUUCUCCCCCUCAAAAAACAUAAUAGAAAAAAAGCAAUUAAAUGCCAGUUCUUGCCAGAGACUACAUUUUAGAAUCACUGAGGUUAGAGAGACAACAUGGUGCUAAAUGGGCAUGGUGCAUGCUGGAAAAAUACAGCCUAUAACCUAUAAACUAGGACAAGGUGAAUGUGCAUGAAAACACUAAGACCAGCCUAACAUGGACACAAUGGAGCGAUGCCUUUUUUUGCUCAUUGAAAGUAAGGUUACACAAUAUGGACACAAUAUCCUACUGUGCUUAUAUUGCUACAUAUUGUGACUGGUAUGCCUUGCAAUAUUUUAAAACACUGACGAACCCUUAAUGUGACAUGGUUAAAGCCUUGAAACACUGGUGUGAAUAAUUCAUUACCGAUGAUAUUGGUUGCUGUGAUUCUUCAUACUCGAGCAGAAUGGUAAUAUUAGUUAUGGUAAUAUUAAUCACAGCACACAAAUAAAAGAAAAUAGUCAUUAUCGGGAUCAUUUAAAUGAUAUCGGUGAUAUUUACUGUUAUAUCAACAUAGAAAAAGCAAAGAUAAUAUUGUCAAUGGGAUACACGGAAAGCGCUCAUUCAUGCAAUUAACCAAUCAGCCAGUUUUGUAGCAGCAGAGCAUAAAUGCAGAAAAAGAGUUUUAGUUAAUGUUCACAGCAAAUGUGAGAAUGAGGGGAAAAAUGUGAUGGCAGUGACUUUGACUGUGGCAUGGGUGUUGGUGCCAGAUGGCCUGGUCUGAGUAUUUCAGAAACAGCUGGUCUCUGGCAUUUUGGUGGCUGUGGCUCAGGUGGUAGUUUGAUUCCCGGCCCACAUGACUCCACCUCCACAUGAUGAAGUGUCCUUGGGCAAGACACUGAACCCCAAAUUGCUCAAUACAAAGGCAGCUCUGCUACCAUUGGUGUGUGAGUGUGUGUGUGAAUA
Molecule: messenger RNA, 6766 nt
Organism: Ictalurus punctatus (channel catfish)
Lineage: Eukaryota; Metazoa; Chordata; Actinopteri; Siluriformes; Ictaluridae
Gene: pdzd4
Product: PDZ domain containing 4
Exons: 8
Coding region: 1747-4443 (898 amino acids)
Molecular function (GO): protein binding
Source: RefSeq, a predicted model, not a curated record